Molecule: messenger RNA, 594 nt
Organism: Acanthosepion pharaonis
Lineage: Eukaryota; Metazoa; Mollusca; Cephalopoda; Sepiida; Sepiidae
Source: the annotation of a GenBank genome assembly
AUGGGAAGCCAAAAGAGAAACAUGAAAAUUCAUAAUAUUAACCAGGAAGCAGCAGCAACACAGGCCGUGAGUCUUUUCAGCGUUUCUCUUCCCCACAACUUCCUCAGAUUUGGCUUUUCGUUUAUCCGCUUCUUUCUUCUUCUUCUUCUUCUUCUUCUUCUUCUUCUUCUUCUUCUUCUUCUUCUUCUUCUUCCUCCUCGUCUUCAACAACUUCUUAACUGUCACCUUCUCUUUUACGUCUUUCUUUUUCUUCUUUUUCUUUCAAGAUCGCUUUACGUUCUUAUUUUCCCUUUUUCUUUUCUUCUCGCUUUUCCUUCCUUCUUUUUCUUCUUUUUCUCUUAUUUAACUUUCUUGUUUUUUUUUAAAUUUUGUCUUCUUUCACUCUUUCUCCUCCCUUCCCCUUGUGUUACUUCUAAUUAUUCUGUAUCACUUUCAAAUCUUUCCUACCUCUUUCUUCUUUACAAUAUUUAUUCUCUUUUUCUUUCAUUUCCUUUUUUUUUUUCUUCUUUUUCCCUAAUCUUUUUAUUCACCUUCUCCUUCUUUUCUUUCUCCUUUCUUUUUUAUUCCUCUUUUUCACCGGUAUGCUAUCUUUAA